This is a messenger RNA of Camelina sativa (false flax), 4940 nucleotides long. The record is from RefSeq and is a predicted model, not a curated record. Lineage: Eukaryota; Viridiplantae; Streptophyta; Magnoliopsida; Brassicales; Brassicaceae.
UUUUAAUUUCUUAAAAAAUCAAUCGGCGAAAACAUUAAAACCGCCAAUUUCAAAAUUGGUUCUCUUCAUCUUCUUCUUCAUCAUCAUCAUCACUGUCACAGUCUCACAUCCCAAGAAGGAAUCUGGGGAAUUAAAGAUGCGAACUCGAUUUCUCAACAUCGAUUACUUCUCUACUCCACCUUCGGAGGUAUUCAAAACCCUAGGUUUCCUCAAUCUUCCGGUUCCUACUAAUUUCCCGGCACCACUCGUCUGCGACGGGGUCGAAGAGUAUCUUCAGUUUGGAUCUAUCGAAAAUGUCAGUCUCCCGAUCGUGAAUUUGCCUAUUGAAUCUGCUUUGUCGAAGUUCCUCUCCGAUGUGGUUCCCGAUCGCGUCAGUGUGGACUAUGAAGUUUUUGAAAUCGAUGGCUCUUCGCUCGGAGAUUAUUUAUCAGACGAGAAGAAGCAUGACGGAGAUGCCAUUGAGGAGAAAGCUACAUUUAACAUUAUUGAGUUUGAGACUCCGGAGUUGGAUUGCGAAAUGGAGAACAAGCUCUUAUCCACUAGUGAGGAUCAUCUCCAAUGCUUCUCUGAAGUUCUCGAGAUCGAAAAUGAGCCGGUUAAAUAUGAAGGGUCAGAUGUUAUCCUGCAGAACUCAAAGGACAUUCAAGAACAGAUUUAUUCUGUUGAUUACUUUACAGAGAACAACACUUCUGAAACAGAAAAUGAAUGUUUCCGCAAGAAUCGACUAUGGUUCAAAGAUGCCAGGUUUCCCCUUCUAGAAGUGGAUGAAGUUAACUUGAGUGAUCUAUCAAGCUUAUCUGUGUUUGAUAAAGUAUUUACUGUUCUUGAAAGAAUCGAACCCUUAGACACUGAUGCAGGGAGUUCUCUCAUUAUCAAUUCUAAGGAGCUUAUAGGGUCUAAGGAUUAUGAUCUGUUGGAGAUCCUCUCUACGGAUUGCUGUUUGAACAAGAGUAGCCAAUCUGAUGUGGCACCAGAGGAUGAAUCGUCUGAAAUGGAUAUAGUGACUAUCCUGGAUAUAUCAGAUGCUGAGGAAAAUUUUCAGUUUGAACAACAGGGAAAGGUGGCUGUCCCAGUAACUUUUGAAGAAUUUCAGAUCCUGGAUGUGGAGAUAUCUGAUGUUUUUGAUAUCUUCCUUUGUCUUCAAAAAGCCAUUGAACCAGAAAUGUGUUACGGGAUGUUCAGUAAAGAGAUGAGCUUCAAGAAUUUCGAUGAAUUAGUUGUCAGUUCCGAACUUGCUUUCACGGAUGAUGCCUUCAAGUCUCUGCCUACUCCUAUUUUACAUGAUGAUGAGGUUAUAAGAUCUCUGGAUGUCAUUUAUGAGGAUGUUUUGUCAAAGAUCAAGCCUCAAUCCUUGUCUGCCUCAAAUGACAUAUACUUGCCCUGGAACCUUCUUGAGGAAAGAAACCACAAUCAUUGUGAGUAUCUGUUUGAAGAAAUAGUUACAUGCAAAAUUGAUUUUAAGUGGGAAUCUUCAGAAGGAGACAAAUGGGUUUAUGAUUUCGUUUUCUCUGAGGAUGCUCUCUGCGAGCCACUUGCUGAGAAGUGCACUGAGCCUUUCUAUGGUAUAUCUACCCUUGAUGAGCAUGCUCCUGUUAAUACCUCCCAUGGGUCAUUGGAAACCCCUUUCCAAGAAACAGGAGCCAGGGAUUGUGGAGGGGAUGAUAAUGCUAAGAAGGCUACACUGUUCUUCAAAUCAAUGUCUGCUUUUGAUGACUUGACCUUUUUCAUGGAGCCUCAGAAGGCUAUGAUUGAAGAUAAUCUCGAGUCUAGAGUCGAAGCUGCUAAGACUUCCAACCACAAAGUUAUGCCUACCGACUCGAAGGCGUCAUGUUUAGUUGGUGGCAUGCACCCAAACCCAAAGACAGGGGAAAUGAUACUUCACAGUGUGUGCCCGUCAGAAAAUAUUCUGGCCCUUGUCAGGGACUUUGUGAGGAGCUAUUUAACUCUUGUGAAGGAUGAAUCAGAGAAUUUAUCAGAAGAUAAACUUAAGUUACUCAGCAUAUCCAAAGGAAAGCUUAUUGACUGCAUAAGAAAGGCAAAUGUCCACAAAACACAGUUGGCGGAUGAUAACUCUUUCACGUUUGCAUUACUACUAGCAAUUAAACAGAUGACAUGGUAUAUGUGUUUCUUCGGUAUCCGUGUGGCAUAUCUCUAUCUUAAGAAGUUGUCAUUACUUUUGGCUGAGAAAGUUUUUUGGUCCUCGCUGAAGAGGCUACUGAUGUCCAUGGGGUUAUCUUACAAUGAGCUCAACAGUCCCUCCCCUAGUGGAAAUCGACCGAAUGUUCAUGAAGCCAUGGGGUUUAAAACCACAGAACUUGGUUUCCUGCCGAUUUCAGACUGCCUAAUUAUCUCUUAUGAGCAAAUUUCUCCAUCUUUUCCUGUGGAGAAUUUCAGCAUCAUUGUAGAAUAUGGAGGUGCAAAUGGCUCGCCCAGAUUUUCUGUUCCUUCGAAGUUGGAUCCCUUUCCUUCCUUCCAUUUCAUUAAAGUGGAGUUGGAUAUGUCCAGUGCAUGUGGGCAACUGUGCGCAGGUGUUACAGUACCUUAUAGUCUGAAAAUGAUAAAGGGAGACGAAGUUGAGACGAAAACUGGGUGGUUGGAAGAAGUGUUGAACUUUGUUUCAAUUGAAAAUGUGUGUUUUGCAGGAUCUUCAGAAACCACAAAUGAAUCUGAAUUUAUCUCCAUGCCCCAAGAAUCUGAAAGAAAAGGUGGGAUAAUUGAAGAGGGAAUUCUCUCUGACCAAAGAUCCGUGAUUGUUGUGAACACAAAAAAUGUUGAUAAGGAGAUGAUCAUAUCCAGAAGAAGUACAUACCAGAAGGUUUUAGCAAUGGAAAAAGAAGGAGUGCAAGUUGUGGAGCGUGAUUCAGAUCUACCUGUGGACCUGAUGCUAAGUCCUGCAGUUUGCCUACUCUGGUAUGAUUGUGAAGAUUUUAGUAAGAAGUCAGCUGCAACUAUUGGUACUUCCUCAAGCUCACUUUCAUGGAUUGGAGAUAUCGCAACCAAUGUUUUGACGUCAUUGAGUUUCAGUUUUAACAGCUGCAUCAUGGUUUUUGAGGGGGAACCCGCCUUCCUAGUUACAAUAAUGGAUUCGUCUGAUGAACUGUAUGCAGCAGCUGGUAGUCUGGGAAUCAGUUUACAGUUGUUUUGCUCAUCAUCAGCUGAUUUAACUGAUGAAAUUAUAUUGAGGUGUAUCAAAUCUUUCGUUAAGUUGUCCAAACUCCCUGUCAAAAUGCCCGAGUCAGAAUCUCUUGCCGAAUCAUUUCUCACCAAAUUUCCGUCCGUGAAUCCACUUACAGCUCAAGUAAUUCUGUCAUCUUCUGGAUCACUUCUCGAAUUCAUGAAGCUCCCAUAUAGUAGCAAGGUUGAAAGGAUGCAAAAGUAUCAUGUACCUGAAGAGAGUGUUGAUCUUUUUAGUUCACUAGGCAGAUACGGCGCGAGGGAGGACUCCAAAUCUGUAAUGACAGACAGCUCUUCGUCAGUAUCUUCUGGACCUGACUCAGACACACACCAUGUCAGUGUUCAUUCUGGUUCGAAAAAGAAUCACCACAGUGCAGAGAAAAACAGGAUAGAUAUGGAAGACUUGGUCCAUUUUGCUCCCUCGACAGAAUUCGCUGAUGCGCAGCUCAAGCCUUCUGGGAAUUUCCAACUUGACGAUUCUUGGUCAUCUAGAGAUCACGAGAUAUUUGAUUUUGAUCCUAUCACUGAAUUCUCCGAUGCACCUUUUAAACCUUUUGGGAUGAUUCAUCACAAUGACUCUUGGCCAGUUAAAGAUCCUGAGACAUUUGACAAGAAGUCAGGACCUAGUUCAUCAUUAAAGGACCCGUUUUGGGGGAAAGAUCUACCAGACUUUUCAGUGGAGGACUGUCUUCCUGGGAUACCUGAAUUAGAAGAUUGGAGUUUCCCGAGUAAAGAUGAAUCCAUAAGCCCGAACAGAGGAUAUAAACUUCCAGUGAUGGGAAAUUUCAACUUGCAUGACCAUAGGAACUCAGAGAGUUUCAUUGCAGACUACAAAGGUGAAGUGAUCGACAGAGCUGAUAAGUAUCUCGAGGAAGACUUCCCGCCUUCUCCUGGUUAUAAUAGGUUUGCUCCAAUAGUUUCUGAUGUUGACGAAGACGAACUUCCAAGAAAAUCAAAAUCUGGAAGGAAGUUAUCUUUCUUUGAAUAUCUCCAGCCUAACUUCCCAAAAGCGGCUGACAUUGAUUCGAGUUCUGAAAGAUUCACCACCGAGAAAGAUUCAAAAUAUGAUAACAGUGAUUCUGCGCGUGGCUUUGUUGACAGCUAUCCAGCAAAACGCCAAAGGACCCUUUUGGAGGAGGUCUUAACACGAAGAUCUGCAAUUCCCUCGACAGAGCUUCCAUUUAGAGAAGAGAUAUCACAUUUCGGUGGAUCUCCACUAUCAAACGCAAUCCGUUCAUCAAAUCCAGUACAAGGUUCUCCUUGGACGAUUGAGUUUAUUAACAGAGCUCGAGAAAGAAGCAGAGCAAGGAGACAACAACAAUCUCUUCCUUAUUAUGUUCCUCCCUCUAGUUUGGAGACUCCAGGAAACAUAAAGAAAGCAAGUACCAAGAGAAAGAGUCCUUCCAUGCUCGAGUUUUUCAAGUAUAAAGGAGGCAACAAACUUCAAGAAGAGAAAAAGCAGAAGCGGUCAAAGAAUUCUUCAGCCUCGCCAAUAAACGACAGAUCUUACUCUCCUCUCAGGUCAUGGACACCAAUUGAUAAGCGAGCAAAACAGUCUCUAUCUUUCUCAGGGAAUGGAACUGAAGGCCAAACAAAACUGGUAUGGAAGUAAAGAAGCAAACACGGCGUAGCAAUUGGAAACUAACAUUAGUGGAGAUUCAAUGUGGAUGAUCAGAGUUGAAGGUUUCAGAAGGAGAAGAAGAGGAGUACAUUUAAGACAGCACCAGAGUUGGCAAAUUUGAGAGGUAAAGAAACAGUUACUGGCU